UUGGAUCCAAUUGCGUCCGCCGCCGCCUCCCGAGAGAAGAAGGUCCAGUUCAAGUUCGAAGAAGAAGUGGAGGCCUUCUACAGCGACGGCUGGUGGGAAGGGGCUAUUAUUGCGGAGCACUCCGGCGGGAAAUUCGCGGUGUUCCUCAGAGGCUUUGAGGAGCAGAUUGUGUUUGAAGAGAAAGAUUUGAGGUUGCCUGUUCAGUGGGUUAAAGGGAAGGGGAGCCGCGAUUCGAACAGAGAAGACAUUCGUGCUUGCAACAUAAGGCCUUGUCCGCCGGAGAUCAUUGUUGUGGAUGGAUUCAAGGUGUGGGAUGAAGUAGAUGCUUACUACAACGAGGGCUGGUGGGUUGGCGUGAUUGCAAAGAGGAAGAGGAAAGGGUCCCCGAUUUGGAUCUCUAGCCUGUGCCCGCGGUGA
Molecule: messenger RNA, 417 nt
Organism: Linum tenue
Lineage: Eukaryota; Viridiplantae; Streptophyta; Magnoliopsida; Malpighiales; Linaceae
Source: the annotation of a GenBank genome assembly